Messenger RNA from Osmia lignaria (orchard mason bee), 7807 nucleotides. RefSeq names its product serine/threonine-protein kinase warts (gene wts). The record is from RefSeq and is a predicted model, not a curated record. Lineage: Eukaryota; Metazoa; Arthropoda; Insecta; Hymenoptera; Megachilidae. Gene Ontology annotation, biological process: protein phosphorylation. Gene Ontology annotation, molecular function: ATP binding; protein binding; protein kinase activity.
GGCACAAAGAAGCAGUUGCAAAUUGCUGAAGAAAUAUUUGCAUGAUCAAGCUUUUGAACAUACUUUCUGAAAAUCUGAUAUUUCGUGUGCUUCACUAAAUCCUAAACACUAUCUCCCAAAUAUACUAGACAUAUUAAUUAUAAAGAGCGAUCUGUUUUUUCGCGCACAAUCUUCGUGUAUACUGUAAAUUACGAAAAAGAGUGUCAAGUCGGUGUAGGAAUGUGGCACUUCAAAAUGGCUGCCAGUUACUUUAGUAAUUUACGGCUGUAUCUUUCUUUGUUGUUGCUGAUGUAAUUACGACUAUAAAUUGGAGUACUACAGAAUUAAUUUUAAGGAAAAAUAGUGAAUUAAAAGUUCUAUGUGCAUGUUACCUUCGUCACAUGGGUUCUGUGGAAACGUGAGAAUAGAAUAUGCUCUAAACUUGUUCUCUCUUGAUUACUACUUCGGUUAAACUUAUUGCAAGAAAUUUUUUAGCCAAUGUCUUUUCGUCUAUGAAGAAAGUGUGUUACUGUUACUCGUUUUGCAUACAAAGGACAUUCUGGAUCGAUCUUUUACGCAUCUAAUGAAUAGAUGUAUGUAUACAUAUAUAUAUAUGUCACAGCCGGAUUAAAGCUAGGUCUCAGAAGGCCUAGCAUGGGCCACUAUGAAUCCACCCGCAGUUAACAAAUCGAGCACUCGUGGCUCUGGAUAUCAUCAAAAGGCUUUAGCUGAAAUUCGCAAUUCUCUAUUACCUUUUGCGAAUAUCGGAGGGACAGGAGAAGUAGGUUCUAGUGCUGCUAGUACUAUAUCUACUUUAUCCACAACCAGUGGCAUCAGUUCAGCCUCAGGACUUAGCGGUCUUUCUGCAGCUUCUGGUUCUACUAUAGAUAAAUCUGAUCAACGUCAACUGUUAGCCCAGUUAUUAACCAUGGGAUAUUCAGAGGAAAUCGCAUUACGAGCUUUGAAGUUAGCCGGCUGGCGUUUAGAUGCAGCUAUCGAAUUCUUGAAGCAGGCUCAAGGAGAAUCUCUGAACGGACUUGGUAAAUUGAACAGCAAGUUAAUAAGGAAGCCUAGUUUGGAAAGAGAAUUAAGUCUACAACGUGGUAGUCCUGCGUUGGACAGCGGAGCGGGAAGUUCACGAUCCGAUAGUCCUCGUUUGACGGAGCUUAGUCCACAUCCGCAGUUGAGUCGACAAUAUUCACCGAGUAAUUUUGUAGAAAGAGAACCACCUCCUCCUCCACCUCCUAGGUGCAGCUCGACACCGCCACCGCCUCCGCCACCUCACGCACCUUAUAACCAGCCGAAUGUACCUACUAAUAUGCAGCAGAUGCUGAAACGUAUGUCUCCCGCUCCGGUUGUUCCUACUCGACCACCUCCUACUACACCCGGUAACACUGGACCGAUUUCAACGUCCGUUAAUCUGCCGCAAAGGGGCACGAGUCCGGUGGCUAGUUCAAACAAUAGUUCUAAUACUCGUCAACCUAUGAUCGUUCAAAAUGGUCCUCAAGUUCAACAGCAACUUUCUCAACAAAUGCAGGCUCUCAGUAUUUAUCAAGCGAACAAUAGCACUUCGAAUACUCAAGUUGAACCACCACCUCCGUAUCCAAUAGUUUCUUCAUCGUCGGCUGGUCCGGUGCAACCACCAUCAUAUAGUGCUUCUAUGCAAAACAGGCAGAGCCCUACGCAAUCUCAGCAAGAUUACCGUAAAAGUCCUUCGUCCGGUAUUUAUUCGGGUCCGACAUCAGCUGGUUCGCCGAGUCCUAUUACCGUUUCCGCUAUAUCUCCGAGUACCCAGGCAUCAAUGGCCAGACCAACUCCGUUACAGGCUUGGGGCGCGCGGCAAGCGAAAACGCAGCCGCCGAUAAUUAUGCAAUCUGUAAAGAGUACUCAAGUACAAAAACCUGUGUUGCAAACAGCAAUUGCGCCAACAUCACCUCAACCGAUUUCUACCACUAGCAAUACACCUCCGCCUCCACCUUCUUAUGCAUCUUCGAUUCAACAAAAGCAACAACAGCAGCAGCAACAACCACAACAGCAGCAGCAGCAGCAACCACAGCAACAGCAGCAGCAGCAGCAACAACAACAGCAGCAGCAGCAGCAGCAGCAACAACCACCACCACCUGCUUACCCCCCAGUAAAUAACGUUGGUACAACAUCCGCGAAUAAUAUAAACGUGGGUGUUUCUGUAGGGGUACCCACCACGGAACCGCCGAGUUAUGCAAUAACGAUGCAGGUAUUAGCAGCGCAACGCGGCAUGCAUCAUCCUGUUCCUCCACCUCCGUACGGUACAGCCAACACGGAAGAUUCAAGCGGAAUAUCAACGAUGGAGAACAACGCAUCCCUUAGAUCGUCUCCGGUCGCUCUUCACCCUCCGUUACAAAGAAAAUAUUCGCCUGCGGAUAGUUGCCAACAUUCGACAGAAACUCCACCUUUGCCUCCGGUGGCAUCGACUUCUGUCCAAACAAGAAGUAACAGCUGUAAUAAUAACGGCAGUAACAAUAAUAACAACAACAGCAACAGUAAUCCAAGUGGAAACAAUAAUAACCAUAGUAAUAAUAAUAAUAACAACAAUAAUAAUAAUAAUAAUAAUAACAAUCAUUCACCGGAUAACAAUGGGGCAAAGGGUAAUUCACCUUCGUCUUAUAAGAUCAAGCAUCAGUCUCCGAUACCAGAACGCAAGCAUAUGAGCAAAGAGAAAGAAGAAGAGCGUAGAGAUUGCAAAGUUCGUAAUUACUCUCCUCAGGCUUUUAAAUUUUUCAUGGAACAACACGUUGAAAACGUGUUAAAAUCUCAUAAGCAACGAUUGUAUCGGCGGCUUCAACUAGAAACAGAAAUGGCUAAGAUAGGUCUUAGCGCUGAGGCUCAGUGUCAAAUGAGGAAAAUGUUGUCGCAGAAGGAAUCGAAUUACAUUAGAUUGAAACGUGCGAAGAUGGAUAAAUCGAUGUUCACGAAAAUUAAACCAAUCGGGGUCGGUGCUUUCGGUGAAGUGACGCUUGUCAGAAAACUGGACACCAACCAGUUUUAUGCGAUGAAAACUUUAAGAAAAGCGGACGUGUUAAAUCGCAAUCAAGUUGCACAUGUUAAAGCUGAAAGAGAUAUACUGGCAGAGGCUGAUAACGAAUGGGUGGUAAAGCUCUAUUAUUCCUUUCAAGAUAAGGACAAUUUAUAUUUCGUAAUGGAUUACAUACCUGGCGGUGACCUGAUGUCCUUGCUUAUAAAGUUUGGGAUUUUCAAGGAACCAUUGGCAAGAUUUUAUAUCGCCGAGCUAACGUGCGCCGUUGAAAGUGUUCAUAAGAUGGGUUUUAUUCAUCGAGAUAUUAAGCCGGAUAAUAUUUUAAUUGAUCGAGACGGGCACAUCAAAUUGACAGAUUUUGGGCUGUGUACAGGAUUUCGCUGGACCCACAAUUCAAAAUAUUAUCAACAAAACGGUCAUGGGAAGCAAGAUUCGAUGGAUCCUGCCGACGAUUGGAACAACGAAUGUCGCUGUAUGCAAUUGAAGCCUUUGGAACGUAGAAGGCAUAGGGAACAUCAGAGGUGUUUAGCUCAUUCUUUAGUUGGAACACCAAACUAUAUUGCACCGGAAGUUUUACAAAGGACAGGAUACACUCAGUUAUGUGAUUGGUGGAGUGUUGGUGUAAUUUUGUACGAAAUGUUAGUUGGUUCCCCACCGUUUCUUGCCAAUACUCCAGCCGAGACACAAUACAAGGUAAUUAACUGGGAGACAACUCUGCACAUCCCGAAACAAGCGAACCUAUCCGCGGAAGGUAUGGAUUUGAUAUUAAAGCUGUGCGUUGGCGCAGAUCGUCGGUUAGGUAAGAAUGCGGACGAAGUGAAAAAUCAUCCAUUUUUUGCGAGUAUUGACUUUGAGAAAGGAUUGCGUCGACAAGUAGCUCCUCAUAUACCCCGGAUACAAUAUCCUACCGAUACCAGUAACUUCGAUCCCGUGGAUCCUGAUAAAUUAAGGAAUUCAGAAUCUUCCGACUCUAACAAGUCAAACGAAUUAUUGGAUAACGGAAAACCAUUUCACGGUUUCUUUGAAUUCACAUUUAGACGCUUCUUUGACGAUGGUGGUGGUCCUGCGUAUCCUAGUCGAAUAAGUUUGGACGAUAACGAUAAUCAAGGUCCUGUUUACGUAUGACAGUAGGUUUAUAAGUUUUAUUCGCACUCAAGUUGAUGCAGUGUUUCACGUUCGAUCAGAUAAUCUUUGUAAAUAUUGUUCGAAAAAAUAUUUGUUCAGAAUCGAUGAGUAGUAAUAGUAGUUAGAGUAAUAUGAAUUGGACAAAUUUUUUUUUGUUAAAUCUUCAAUGAAUGUAUGUAUCGUACUACCUAUUAUAUUAUACAAACUGAGAAAAGCGACGAUAACACAGAAACCCUCGCGUUUGUUCCUUAAUUUCGAUAAAUUAUCAUAUCUGUUGUUUCGUAACUUGUUUUCCUUUGUUUUUUCCUAUUCUUCUUCUUACUUGUUUUAUAAAUUCAAAUUGUUAGAGUCACUUGUCCGAAGAUUCAAUUUUCUUUCAUUUUUUUUUUUCUUUCUUUUUUUCUUUUAAUCAAGUUUAGAAGACGGAAUUUCACAUGCUCGCAUAAUCCAGGUUCAUGGGCAUUUAUCAUCAGUUUCUAAUGAUACAAUUGUUGUAAUUUUAUAGUUCUUAUGUGGCACACAUUAUUUAAAAUAUCCCGAAAGUACUAUCAUUUUUGAAAUCUUAUGAAAUAUGAGAAAGACAAAGAAACAAAAGAAAUAGUAAACGUGACUUAAACAGAAGAAAAUCGGAUUAAUAUUUGGCGAGGUGUAUUAGUUUUUAUAAUGUAAUUAUGAAUGUAAUGAUCAAUCGAGAAAAAAAGAAAAGAAGCGAUUGAUGGCUAGACAAUAUACACUUUUAUAUGAUUAUUGAAAACAAAUAUAUAUUGUGCUUGCCAUUUUCAUUGGUAUUGGCUCGUGUGCCUAUUGAAAACGCGUGUUUGUAUGUUUCAGCAAGUACUGUGAUAUUGCAGAUAAUUAGAAUAAUGUGACUUUUAAAUGUAUCGGCCUUAUUUAAUUCUUCUACUUCUUCUUUCUCUCUCUCUCUCGCGCACACACACACACUCUCUCUCUCCUUCUUUCUUUCUUUUUUUACAUUGAAUGCGACGACGAAUAUAAAUAAUAAUUAUUGCUAAAUAUUAAUUAAUAUUGUAUAGAUUCUUAAAUGGAUGUAAUGUGUUCAUUGUAAUAUUUUAUGCAGCUUUUAAUUGUCAUUUUGUCCCUGUUUUUUAAUACUUUGUAAUUUUAAGAGAUGUUCAUUGAUUUACUAUCACCUCGUAUAUGUUUUGUGAAUAUCUUUUGUCUUUACGGUUUAAUUAGAUAUAACUUAAUUCGGAUGUAAAAUUGAAAAUGUUAAAAAAUCCUCGUCGCGUUGAUUUGGAUAAUCGAACUUAGAUUUCGUGGUGUAAGAGUUAAACAAUGAAAAAAAGAAAAAACUAAUUUCGAUUACCUAGGAAGAUUGUUAAUUGUUUAUUCUAUAAAAAAUUGUUCAACUAAGAAACAAAUAUUUAAUUUUGUCAAUGCAUUUUAUAACAAUUUUUAUAAUUGAAACUGAUAUCGUUAGUUUCCUAUUUGAAAUUUUUUCAACAAUAGAUAUAUCGAAGAAAUUGCUGAACCAUCUGAUUUCAAUCAAUUAAUUUUCAUAUAUUAUGCUACAAAUGGAUGAAACAUUAUACAUAUAUAUGAUAAUCAAUCAAUCAAGCGAUGUUGUACUGUUUUUAUAAAAUUAAUUGUCUUGUGUUUUUACGUUCUUAUAUCACAGUAAUUCAUCAAAUGAGAUACAUCUAAAGCAAUAAAUCGCCAAGUGUCCUUAUUAAUUUUUCUACUCAUUGUUAAUGGUCAUGUGUUGCUGUGUUAUAUUCACGAUUACACACGAUUAACGAUAAAUCGGUCCAUUCGUUUAAAACGAUACGAAAUAACCGUUACAUAUUUUACUAAUUAGUUGAUAAUGAAAAAAUGUGAUCGUUGAUGUUACUCGUUUGUUGAAAGCAAAAGGAAUUAACACCGCACUGCAUUAUUGCAUCAAUGUAUUUAAUAUGUACAAAGUAAGGAUAAGUCGUUUUUCACAUACAAAACACACACACACACACACACACACACACACAUAAUCAAUUGAAUUUACAGACGAUGAACAAAAAUCAUUAACUAUAGAAAUAUAAGAAUGAUACAUGAUAUCGAAACGAUAAUGAAUAUCAUCUAAAAGAUACAUUAUAUAAAGUUAAUUACAACUUCUCUCAUUUUGUAAGCAGUUUCAUGUUUUUUUUCUUAUAUUGAAAAUAUUUUGAAAUUAGUUAAAAUAAUUACUGUUAAUCUGUAUGCUUAUUGUGCGUCGUAUGUACCAAAGGAAAAAGUAAGUCUUUAUAUAGAGUGGAAGAAUUUGAUAGAAAAAUAUAGCAAAGGAUUUAUUUUACACUAAUUUCAGGUAGUAAUUAUCUUCCAAAACAUCAACGAACGAUGAAUCUUUAUAUGAAUAUAUUAUGGAUAAUUGUUUAUUUUGGUACAUAAGAAGAAUAUGUGUUUAUAUGAAAAUGGUAAAAAUAGAGAAAAGAACUGAUUAAUCAGAAAAGGAAAAAAGAGAAAAUUAAUAUUUUUUCAUUAAAAGCGGUAUAUACAAUAGACAAGAAAAAGAACAAAAAAAAAUGUUAAAGGUUUUAGUCAAUUUUUUCAUGCAUUUUAAGGAUUUUUAUAAAAGAAAGUAGACUGCAUAUCUAAAAUGCAGUAAAGAUGUUACUGCUUGGAGAAGAAUAGCUAAAGGAUGUAACUUUCAAUACAGUGCAUUUAAAUCAAUAAUUGUAAACGUCGGUUUGCAAAAUAUAUUAACUCUGAUUGCACAAAAUUCGUGAUUUACAAUUAGAUCGCUUCAUGUAAAAUUAUCGUUUAGCAAAGAGAAUCGAGUAUUGUGUUACAUCACAUUUAACAAAUAAAUACCAAAGGGAUUCGCUCUUACUAUCAUAAAAGUAAUCCUUGUAUGCUACAAUUUUAUUCUUUGUAUACAUACAUAAUUUUGCAUGUUUUAUUUUAGUUAAUAGCUGUGUGCAAAAUAGUGGCACAAUAUUGUUGUGCCAUGCAUAAGUGGAUACAAUGUUAAUAUAAACUUUCAACAGAUAGUACUUGUUAAUUUUUGUUCUAAAUCACAAGUGAUUAUUCAGAAAUUAAUAUAAAAUAUAUGAAACAUUGUUCGUCGCGCAUAUAUUUAUUGCUCGAUCGUUAAUGAAAUUGCAAACAUUUUAGAUCAUAUAUUAUACUUUAGAGAACAGUUGAAAUCAAAUAAUAACAACAAUAAUAUAAUUUUUAUCAACGAAUACGCAAUAAAUAAUUGCAGAAAAGAAUAAUAAAAUUGAUAUUUUUAUCAUAGAACUUAGGUAAAUGUUGGUAUGAAAAUUUAUCGUUAAGAUCUUUGAAAUGAAAACAUUUUUUAUAAUUCAAUGAAGUGACACACAUAUGAAAGAUGAAAGAAAACAGAAAUUCUAUAAAUGACUGGCAUUCAAGAUGUUAGAUUAAAAGAAAAAAAUAAUUUGACAAUUGAGAAGUACCUCUUAUUGUGUAUUGAAAAAAAAUAUUUUUAUACCAUGAAAUGUACGUGUAUAUAAUAAUUUACCUUUGAAUGUUAUCAAUAUACAGUUAUAAAGUAAUAUUCGUUAAUUUCACACUCGCAUACAUACACACAUACACUAAAUUAAGUUGAAUUUAAUUAAUAAAUUGUAGUAUCAUUGCGAGGUUUUACAUCAUUCGAAUUGCCGCGUGGUAUACAUUAGAGAUUAUGUCUACUUCGAUCAUAAGAUAAUACAGAGAUCUGUUAAUCCAUAAAUCAAA